This is a messenger RNA of Sinocyclocheilus grahami, 1556 nucleotides long. Its product is annotated as A-kinase anchor protein 9-like. The record is from RefSeq and is a predicted model, not a curated record. The coding region runs from base 1 to 1026 and encodes 341 amino acids. NCBI's taxonomy places the organism in Eukaryota, Metazoa, Chordata, Actinopteri, Cypriniformes, Cyprinidae. The transcript has 8 exons. Gene Ontology annotation, biological process: signal transduction. Gene Ontology annotation, molecular function: molecular adaptor activity.
AUGUCCUGUAUCCACCCGUUAUGUCUCGGGGGCGAGGUGUGCUUCCACAUAAGAAGGAUAGCUCGUCUGGCCAAGAUUGUAGCGAAAGCAACAACCUUACAAUCUCGGGCUGUCAGAUCAGGUCUAAGGGAUACUCCAAAGAGGGCUAAGAAGGGAUCAGGUUACAGACAGAAGAAAAAAACCACAGAGAGCAGUUGGAUCGGGGCUGGCGUGGACCGUCAGGAGCUGGUGGUGAUUUCUAGCGAGCGUGACUCGUGGGCUCAGGAGAGGAAUCGUUUGGAGAAGUCUCUCCGUCAGGCCGAGGCAGAACUGAGCCGUCUGAGAGCAGAGCUUAUUCGCUCCGAAGCGCUGCGGGAUCUGACCGGAGCCGAUCUGGACAACACGGCCCUCAGGAGGAUGUAUGGGAAAUACCUGCGUGCCGAGAGCUUCCGGAAGGCUCUGAUCUAUCAGAAGAAGUAUCUUCUGCUGCUGCUGGGAGGAUUUCAGGAGUGUGAGGAGGCCACGCUGUCUCUGAUCGGCCGGAUGGGUGGCUUCCCUGCACACACCUGUCUGGAGUCUGUGAGCCGUCAGCGCAGGGGCUUCACACGCUUCAGAUCAGCCGCGCGAGUCUUCAUCGCCCUCUCCAGGAUGAGGUUUCUGGUGAAGCGAUGGCAGAGAGCAGCUGGAGGAAGUGACACGUCUCAGAUUGUCAACAGAAACGGCCUCGCUCCAAUCACAGGUGCGGAUGUGAGGAACGAGUCGUCGUAUCUUCACACCGGCGGUGUGGAGGCGUUCAGAGAGAGACGAGCGAGCAGCCGCGGACGCACGGGACGGGACUCUCCUCGCUCCGCCGCAUCGCACCAGCACAGGUUUCACUCGGCGGCCGGUGACGGCGGAGGUUUGCCGUGUUCACACCUGCAGAACUACGACCCCGACCGCGCUCUCACCGACUACAUCUCUCGUCUGGAGGCUCUGCAGAGACGUCUGGGGAGUGUGCAGUCAGGUUCCUCUUCGUACGCUCCGUUGCACUUUGGAGUCAGAAGAUGAAGGUCUUCAUUUACAUUGAACCUGGCUUGAAGAAACGCAGUUGCCUUCUCUUGUGCUGAGCUGCUGUGCUUUUGUGUUCUGAUGAUAAACCUGUACAAUUCUGUGGGACCAAAACCACGUUAGUUUGUUUUGUGUGUGUGUGAAUCAUCUUAUAAUCGAGCUCCCGUUGAAACCGCUUCAACGUCUGUGCAUUACUUCUACCUUAUUUGUUGUUAAAGCAAAGCAAUCAUGUUACUGUAUAUUUGUGGAGUGCUAAUUUAAGUUGAUUAAUUUAAGAGGUGUUGAGAGAGUUUGCUGCUGCGCUGAGCCACGCUGUACUCGUCACAAACACUAAUUAAACGAAGGCCAAACGAGCCUCGUUAAGGCUUUCCGAGCUUAUCAGAUACUCUACACUGUGUUUUAUUCGCUCGCUCCCGUGAAAAGACCGCAGGACAUUUGUAGAAGACAUAUUUUUGUAAAGGUAGGAGCUUCGGAUUUUAUGGGUAUUUUGUCAAAACUGAAAUAAAAAUUAAUAUAAUAUUUGAAAACUG